AUGAGCGGAAAUUUUGGUCAAAUUAUCUCUGUGGUCGUUUGCCUGAGGGUGGCAACAAGGAUGGCUUCUCAUGGAUUCCCGAAAAUAGAAGUGAGAACCUUUUUAUUGCUUAUUGCUUUUGGUAUUGCUUCAAUACAGAGAAUUAAUGUAUAAGACAUGCUUGAUUUUGUACCCGGUCAAUGGUUGUCUCCACUGCACGUCACAUCGGAUCGCCAUUAUCAUCGCUUUCUGAUGCAGCCUCUUCUGUCACCAUAUUGGAAUUGUGAGAGAGAUGGCGCACCUCGAGUGGGGAAGAUGGAUACAUGGCCAUCGCUUCCCCACGACGACCGGAAUGUUGAUUCUCUCCGGUGGACUCCUAUUUCCAGCGUUAAGGUCCAAAAGGGAUCGCCCACACCCAAAGCUCCACCUCCUCCAAUCCGAUCCUGACUUCACUCGUUUUUCCUGUGACUAGAUGAAGCUUUUGGCUGGAAUCUAACUAGUUUCGGAGCAAUUUGGUGUCUGGUGUGUCGGGGAGGAUGAAGAAAUCAACUUGUUGGCUGCCUCUCCUCAAUUGUGGCGGUUCCUCCGAUUAUGAGGAUGUUGAUGCCGAUAGGCGAUAACCGUAGAUGGACCGACGAGUCCAUCAACCACUUUGGUCUCUCAAAUUUACAAUCUUCUUUCUCUGCCCGAGCUUCCCACGCCGACCUUGCUUUCUUCCCUCUUGUUGUUCCCUACCAAACAGCUCGCAUCUUCACUUCUGCUUCCUCUUACAAUUUUACUGCACUUCCUGAAGGUCGUCAUUUCGUUCGGCUCCACUUCUUCCCUGCUGUCUACAAUGGCCGAGACCCUAAAAAUGCCUUCUUUUCUGUUACAACUGGGCCUUACACUCUGCUCAGCAACUUCAAUCCCACCAUCACCGCUUUAGCCCUCACACAAGCCUACAUCAUGCGUGAGUUUUUCGUCACUGUCCCCUCCUCUGGCUCCCUCGCCCUCACCUUCACUCCCUCACAAAGCACCCCUGAUUCGUUCGCCUUCAUCAAUGGCAUAGAGGUCGUGUCUUCGCCAGAACUUUUCCGUUCCUUCGCCUUCAACCCUUCUUCCACCGUUGGCCAAACCGACCAAAUAUUUCGCAUACAACAUUCCGAGGCUUUGCAAACCGUCGUUCGGCUGAAUGUGGGCGGAGCUUACGUCUCUCCCACCUCUGAUUCCGGCCUCCUCUUCCGGACAUGGUAUGAUGAUACUCCAUAUGUCUUUGGUGCCGCUUUUGGAGUUUCCUACAACCGUGAUCCAAAUAUAAGCAUACAGUAUUCUCAUGCUCUCCCAGAUUAUAUUGCACCAACAGACGUGUAUGGCACUGCUCGAUCAAUGGGGCCUAAUGCAUCGGUUGACAAGAACUAUAACCUCCAGUGGAAUAUUGCUAUAGACAACGGAUUUCGCUACUGGGUUAGGCUUCAUUUCUGUGAGAUACAAUCAAAGAUCAACAACGUGAACCAGAGGGUGUUCGACAUAUAUGUGAACAACAUGACGGCAGAUCUUAAAUUUGAUGUGCUUGACUAUGCAUCUAAGAAAGUCAACACUAGAAUUUUGACAGGUGUGGCUGUGUACAGGGACUAUAUCAUAGAAGUGCCUUUAGAGGGAAGUGAACAGAGCGACAUGUCGAUUACGCUCCAUCCAGAUGCUGAGAUCGGACCCAAUCACGCAGAUGCAAUUCUUAAUGGGCUUGAAGUCUUCAAGGUCAAUGACUCAUCUGGUAACCUUGCUGGACCAAAUCCAGACCUCCCGUGGGCGCCAGCACCUAAGAAUAGUUCUCCGCCCGUUGGUCGUCACAGCCUCGUGAUUGCAGGCGCCGUGGGAGGCAUAGCUGCCGCGCUUGUUGCCGGCGCUUGCACCUGCUGCCUGUUGUGCAGAGCCCGGCGGAAGAAGAGGGACAAAGGGAGUGAUGGUAGUGCGUCUACGUGGGUCCCGUUAUCGCCUUAUUCACAAGGGAAAAAGGAGAAAUCGACUCUAUUUCCAGCAGAGAAGGGCCAGGUCGCUCAGAGCAACGCCUCUAAUGCUUAUUGCCGGCACUUCAGGUUCUCUGAGAUGACAGCAGCCACCAACAAUUUUGACGAUGCUCUCCUCCUUGGGCGUGGUGGCUUUGGCAAGGUCUACAUGGGCGAAAUAGAUGGCGGCACCAAAGUUGCCAUCAAGCGUGGGAACCAACUAGCGGAGCAGGGAUUGCGUGAAUUCAAGAACGAAAUCGAGAUGCUCUCUAAGCUCCGCCAUCGCCACCUGGUUUCUCUCAUCGGUUACUGUGAUGACAACUCUGAGAUGAUACUUGUCUAUAACCACAUGGCUCACGGCACCCUGCGUCAACACCUCUAUGGCACUAACCACCCGCCUUUAUCUUGGAGGCAGAGACUUGAGAUAUGCAUUGGUGCCGCUAAGGGGCUUCAUUAUCUUCAUGCCGGAGCCACUUAUACGCUUAUACAUAGGGAUGUAAAAACCACAAACAUACUCUUGGAUGAGAAUUGGGUGGCCAAGGUUUCCGACUUCGGCCUCUCUAGGAUGGGGUCCUCAUUGGAUUGCAGCCAUGUGAGCACAGGGGUGAAGGGCACCUUCGGCUACUUUGAUCCAGAAUACUUUCGCUUGCACAGGCUGACCGAGAAAUCAGAUGUUUACUCGUUUGGAGUGGUUCUGCUGGAGACUUUGUGUGCUCGACCGGUGAUCGACAUGUCACGUCACAUGGAAGAGAUCGGUCUAGCCGAUUGGGCGUUGCGCUCUAUGAGAUUGGGAAGAACCGAGCGGAUCAUCGACCCAUUUCUAGAGGGAAAGAUAGCACUCGAGUGCCUCCACAAGUUUGCAGAAACCGCAGAGAGGUGCUUGGCAGAGCAGAGUGCAGACCGUCCGUCUAUGGCGAAUGUGGUAAGUAGUUUGGAGCUUGCCCUCUUUUUGCAGAUCAGCGGAGAAGAGGAGAAGAAGGGUGAGGGAUUGGCUGCCGGUCCUUCCAUGACCGUGGAUGGUGAUGAUGAAGAGGUGUCCCUGUCUUCCAUGGUUUGGCAUACUGAUGAUGAUAGAAGCAGUUCGACUUAUGCUGAGCAGGCCACCAUGGAUUCACGGAGCAUGUAGUCGAGCGAUCUGGUAUACUGUACUCGCAUAUACUCGUGUUGUGAAGACGGAAAAAUUAAUUAGCUCAGCACUCCGGAAGGUGAAACAGCGAGGUCGUCAUCAGUGGAGCUUGGUCGUGAGUCGACUUAAUUAACAACAGAAAAUGUUAAUGAACUUCUGUUUUUGUUUUUCUUUUUUAA
Nymphaea colorata (pocket water lily) is the source of this 3266-nucleotide messenger RNA. RefSeq names its product receptor-like protein kinase FERONIA. The transcript is spliced from 2 exons. Gene Ontology annotation, biological process: protein autophosphorylation. Gene Ontology annotation, cellular component: plasma membrane; plasmodesma. Lineage: Eukaryota; Viridiplantae; Streptophyta; Magnoliopsida; Nymphaeales; Nymphaeaceae. Gene Ontology annotation, molecular function: ATP binding; transmembrane receptor protein tyrosine kinase activity. Bases 571 to 3087 code for a protein of 838 amino acids. The record is from RefSeq and is a predicted model, not a curated record.